AUGCGAUCAGUUACAAGAUUAGUGGAUCCUGAUAAAGUAAUUGCUUUUGACAAAGUGACGAAGGAUUGUCAAGAUAACAAACCAGAAUUGAACAUCCUCAUCAAAUCUCUUGGUGAAUUGAACACCACUACAAAUCCAUUGUUUUCUUGGUUAAAAGAGAAACGAGAACCCAAGAAUAUUAUUAAGGAUUUCAAUUUACUUGCAAAAGCAAUUGAUAUGCACAAGAGUAAUGACAUAAUUUACUGUGCUUUUGUUAGAUUCGGUGGUGAAGUUCUAAGAUACAUUGGAACCACUACUGAUGAAAUAUCAAAGAGAUGGGAGUUUAAAUAUGACAAUAGCCAUAAAGUCCAAAUUGCAGCUGUACAUAAAAGAAGUGUGGCACUGAAGGCCAAAUCAAAAUUUAAGUCAGAGUUCUAUACCCAAACUAGAGCUUUUAGAUAUUUAAUUAUGGGAGUUGUUGAACCAGAAGAUAUUUUAGUUGUUUACACUCAUUAUAGUUCUGAGAUAUUUAAAACAAACCUUGUUGCACAUUUGGAAAACAACUAUAAUAACAAAGAAUCAAAAUAUAUUAGAGAAUCUCUGAACGGAGCUAUAAGUAUGAAAGACAAGACGUUGAAGAUCAAUGAAGUUGCAGAACAUAUGUUAAGCACGAGACUCACUUUGAACUCAAUGAAGACUAUAUUUUAUGUCCAAAGAAGGAUAAUGAAAAAUCCGCCAAGUUAUUACAAAAAAUUUGGCAACCACAUACCGCAUUUCUCAGUCAGAUCAAAUUUAGUGAUUUUAUUUGAGAUACUUGAAAAUCUACAUUGA
This is a messenger RNA of Naegleria gruberi, 810 nucleotides long. RefSeq lists its product as uncharacterized. The transcript has a single exon. Lineage: Eukaryota; Heterolobosea; Eutetramitea; Acrasida; Naegleriidae. Bases 1 to 810 code for a protein of 269 amino acids. The record is from RefSeq and is a predicted model, not a curated record.